Molecule: messenger RNA, 1107 nt
Organism: Solanum verrucosum
Lineage: Eukaryota; Viridiplantae; Streptophyta; Magnoliopsida; Solanales; Solanaceae
Product: GDSL esterase/lipase 5-like
Exons: 5
Coding region: 1-1107 (368 amino acids)
Molecular function (GO): hydrolase activity, acting on ester bonds
Source: RefSeq, a predicted model, not a curated record
AUGGCUUUGAUCUCAAGCUUGUGCAUCUUUGUUUUGGUAGCACAUUUGGCCACACCAAUUUUGUGUAUUCGCAGCCAUAUUCAUCAAGCACCUGCCCUUUUCGUGUUUGGUGAUUCAAUUUUUGAUCCUGGAAAUAAUAACUACAUCAACACCACUGCUACCUUCCAAGCAAAUUAUUUCCCUUAUGGAGAAUCAUUCUUCAAGUACCCUACUGGCAGGAACUCCAAUGGACGCCUCAUUCCUGACUUUAUAGCUGAAUAUGCUAAUUUGCCAUUUAUUCCGUCCUAUUUUGAAAUUGGGAAGAAACAUUUGGUUCAUGGUGUAAACUUUGCAUCAGGCGGUUCUGGUUGCUUGGCUGAGACCGAUCGUGGCUCUGUUAUAGAUCUUAAAACUCAGUUGAAAAAUUUCGAAAACGUGACACAACUGUUGAAGAAGAAAGUGGGGAAAACAGAGUCCCAUAAAAUCCUGGCCAAUGCUGUAUAUUUUUUUAGCAGUGGCAGUAAUGAUGUAUUUGCCACUUUAUCAGCAAAUUCGACUUCUCCAAAUUUCGAUCAAGAAUAUCUACAGAUUAUUAUGGGCAAUUUGACUUCUGUUUUAAAGGGAGUUUAUAUUGAAGGAGGGAGAAAGUUUGUGAUGCUUAAUAUGGGCCCCUUAGGUUGUAUCCCUACUAUUAGGGCUCUCAACUUUCAAAAGGGAGUUACAAAUGGAAGUUGCAUGGAGGAGGUCACAAACAUUGCCAAAAUUUUUAAUUCAGCUCUCCUAGAAAUGCUCAAAAAACUAGAGAAGCAAUUGCCUGGAUUUAAGUAUACAAUAUUCAACUUCUUCAAAGUACUUGCUGAUAGCAUUGAUAAUCCAACAAAAUAUGGUUUUAAGAUAUCAGAGACGGCUUGUUGUGGAACGGGUCCAUUUCGAGGGAUUUUGAGUUGUGGAGGGAAGAGACAGAUAAAAGAGUAUGAGUUAUGUAACAAUGUGAAAGAUUACUUAUUUUUCGACUCUUCUCAUCCCUCUGAGAAGGCCUACCAAAAAUACACGGAAUUACUAUGGAACGGAACUCCAGACGUUGUGGCACCUUACAACCUAAAAUCCUUUUUUGAACUUUCAACAUAA